This is a messenger RNA of Myotis brandtii (Brandt's bat), 3376 nucleotides long. RefSeq names its product von Willebrand factor A domain-containing protein 5A. Bases 295 to 2670 code for a protein of 791 amino acids. Lineage: Eukaryota; Metazoa; Chordata; Mammalia; Chiroptera; Vespertilionidae. The record is from RefSeq and is a predicted model, not a curated record. The transcript is spliced from 18 exons.
AGUCGCCACUUUACCGCCGGUCCCUAGGCGAGGGCGGGUCUUCCCGGAACUUCUGGCUGAGGGUGUUUCCCUCUCCGAGUGACGCAGAGGUUCCCGGCGCCCAGCAGAAGACACUCAGCCACUGCUCCCUCUGUCUCUUCACCAGAAAGCGCCCUUGCCUGGACCGCCUCUGUGGUUUAGCCAGUGUGAGCCUUUUUGCCACCACCUGUUUUUACCCAAUCCCUCAAAACAAAAACAGACGCAAAACAACAAGCCUGCUGUAUUGGCGCUGAUUUGUAGUAACCCUGUGUCACCAUGGUGUCCCCUCCCUGCUACGGCCUGCUAACCCGCCAAAAGGAGCCAGUGCCACUGAAGAGCAUCUCGGUGACCUUGUCCAUUCGAGAGUUUGUGGCCGGUGUGUCUGCUACCUUGAACUAUGAGAAUGAGGGGAAAGACCCGUUGGAGGCCUUCUUUGUUUUCCCCAUGGACGAAGACUCAGCUGUCCACAGCUUCGAGGCCCUGGUGGAUGGGAAGAAAAUCGUGGCAGAAUUGCAGGAGAAGUCAGAGGCCCGCACCAAUUACGAGAAUGCCAUCAGCCAGGGCCACCAAGCCUUCUUGUUGGAGGAGGACGAUCAGGCUGGCGACAUCUUCUCUUGUAACGUGGGGAACCUGCCCCCCGGGUCGAAGGCGGCACUCACCCUGAAGUACGUGCAGGAGCUGCCUCUGGAGGCCGACGGGGCCCUGCGCUAUGUGCUCCCCGCUAUCCUGAACCCUCGCUACCAACUCUCCGGAGGGCCUGAGGGCGGUGGCCUUCAAAUGAAGACUCCUGCAGUCCCUUCGAAGGACGUGCCCUACACACUCAGCCUGGCUGCCACCGUCAGCUCCCAGCAUGCCAUCCAGAGCGUCCAGUGCAGCUCCCCCGUGAAUCCUAUUGAGUACCUUGCCGAUAAGACUUCUGCUCAGAUCUCCUUGGCCGAGGGACACAAAUUUGAUCGAGAUGUGGAGCUCCUGGUUUACUACAGUGAGGUGCACACCCCCAGCGUGGCUGUGGAGAUGGGGGCGCCUGCAACAGAGCCCGGUUCUUUGAUGGGAGAUCCAUCUGCGAUGGUGAGUUUCUACCCGAAUAUCCCAGAGGCUCAGUCACCAACUGCAUGUGGAGAAUUCGUCUUCCUCAUGGACCGCUCGGGAAGUAUGCAUUGUCCCAUGAAUAAUCAGAAUCCAUCUCAGCUGCGCAUACAGGCGGCCAAGGAAACACUGAUUUGGCUGCUGAAGAGUUUGCCUGUAGGCUGUUAUUUCAACAUCUUUGGAUUUGGAUCGUCCUUUGAGUCCUUCUUUCCGGAGAGCGUGAAGUACACUCAGGAUACCAUGGAGCAGGCGCUGAAGAGAGUUAAGAGUAUGGACGCUGACCUCGGGGGCACAGAAAUCUUGGAACCACUCAAGGCCAUUUACAGUAGAACUUCCAUCCCAGGCCACCCUCUCCAGCUUUUUGUCUUCACAGAUGGAGAAGUGAACGACACAUUCAGUGUCAUUAGAGAAGUGAAAAGCAAUGGGCAGAGGCACAGGUGUUUCUCAUUUGGUAUUGGUGAAGGAGCCUCCACCAGCCUCAUAAAAGGCAUUGCCCGGGCAUCAGGGGGCGCGGCAGAAUUUAUCACAGGCAAUGAGAGGAUGCAGUCGAAGGCUCUCAGGGCCCUGAAGCGCUCUCUGCAGCCUGUGGUAGAGGAUGUUUCUCUGAGCUGGGAUUUGCCUGCGGGUCUGUCUGCUAAAAUGCUUUCCCCAGAACCAACUGUCAUCUUCCGGGGUCAGAGGUUGAUCGUCUAUGCCCAGUUGACUGGGACGAUGCCGCCAGCAGAGGCAACAGGGAAAGUUUGCCUCAAGUACACCCUCCAGGGCACGCAGUUUGAGAAUCAAGUGGCAUUUUCUCUACAGCCCAAGUCAGAUGCCAACCUCACCAUUCAUCGCCUGGCUGCCAAGUCCUUCAUCCAGACCAAGGACAUGGGCUUCGAGGAGACUCCAGCAAAUGAUAAAAAAGAGGUGCUGAAAAUAAGCAUGGAGUGCGGCGUCAUAAGCUCCCACACGGCUUUCAUUGCCAUCAACAAGGAUCUCAACAAGCCGCUUCAGGGACCCCUGACUCGCAGUGACGUUCCAAGUCCAAUGCUGUUUGCUGGGUCUAUGAUGAUGUGUUCUCCUGGUAUGCCGAGAGGUGCUCCUGUUCGGAUGUAUUGUAGUUCUGCUCCGAUGUUUGGUGCUUCUGCUCCGAAAUCAAGGUUCAGCCUUAAAAGAUUAGGCAGACGACUGAGGGGUGGUGGUCCUAUAUCAUUGAAACACCAGCCCGAUGUGGAGCAGUAUGAUGAUUGUUAUGAUUCCGGUGAAAUGUCACAAGAAGGUUCUUCCAUUGACAUGACCGACUUGGAAACUAACCAUACAGAUGAUCCUCUUGUACAGCUGAUUUCCCUCCAAAAGGCAGAUGGUUCCUGGGAUCUGAAUGAAGGUCUGGCCGUGGUCUUGGGUAUGAGCUUGGGAGAUAUGCAGGCUGCACUCCCUGUCAAGGUGAGACUCGGGGAAGAAAAAAGGAGUUUGUCUAUUUUUGAGAAGUUGGGAUCAGUAAAGAGAAUUGGAUGGAUCAUGACUCAUCUGAGGAAGCAGAAUAUAGGAGAUCAUACACUAAGUAAAUCUCUAAUAAAUAGAGGUUGAAGGUAUUUCCUGGGUAGGUUAGAACAGAAGGAACAAGGAACUCAUGGUCCAGCCAGAAGGAGUUGAUGGAUGACAAAGGGAACGUAAAAAUUCUCUUUUUCUUUGACUGAUUCCCUGCCAUCCAUCUUAGUGAUAAUAACAGCUGUUCAUUGAGCAGUUACACACUGCGCUACACACUUAACUUUCAUGAUCUUAUUUUUUCAUCACAACAAUGAAAAAAGGUAAGUCCUAUUUAUGUUGCUGUUUAUAGAUGAAGAAGCUGAAACCCAGAGAAGUAUAGUCAUGAGUCUAAGUUUACCUAACUAGUUAGUGGCAGAUGGGGUUCAAUUCUAGGACUGACUAUCUUUCGAACCCACAUUAUUGCUCCUCUUCUUGAUGAGGAAGUUGUCCAGAAAUUAGCAAAAUCUAAGUUAGGAAUGUGAUGUAUAAACAGGGAUAAUAUAAUUAUUGUAAAUGGGUUCAAGUCUGCUGAUGAGGACAAAUUACAUCCUAGAAUUUCAAGAUAGCUUACUAACCGAGAUAUUGUGAAAUAGAAGACAAAUGCCAAAAGCCUGAAAGGCAAUGUUGUUUUGAAUUUACAAAAUCUGGAAGGUGAUUCAAUAAACCUCAGAUAUCCUAUAAUUACAACAGCAAUACAGUAUCUACUAGUUCGAUGUAACUGUCAAGCUCUUCAAAUAUGGUCAAUGCAAAUGAGGAAGUACAUUUU